UAGUGCUAACUAAAGAUUUGGAUUCAACUUAUAACUACUACAACGGAUCACUUUCGGAUUAUUUGAUUGUGCGCGAGUUUCCAAAACAAACAACAUCAACAACAAACACCUCCGGAAUCAUCACCUCCUCCAGCUCCACCUCCAGCAACACCAUCUCCAUCGUCAUCUCACCCACUGUGUCACUCUGUCGAUCGGAUCGUUACUUUAAGAUUUGCUUUAUAGUUUUAGUUAAAAGCAAAAAUUAAUAUUAAAUGACAGUGCACAGUAAUGAAACCGGUAUCAGUUUAGUAAUGAAUGCCGUUUCAACUCACCUUGCCACCUCGUCGCCCAACACGCCUCCAAUCAACGCUCCACAGAGUCCGCCCUCGACGCUGCCCACGCUCGCCUGCCCCGCCGCCCAGCCACUCAGUGCCCCCGGUAUCGGUGUCGGUCUAGGAGGCGUCUCCGGACCCGGACACAGCGGCAUUAGCAUGGUUACAUCGACAGUGCCGCCGGGUGCUCGCUCCACAUCGCCGUGCGGCCCGGUUGCCGGUCUUCCCGCCGGACUUCCAGUUGUCGGGGCUCCGCCUCCGGGUCCACACUCCUCCGCCCCGGGAGCGGCGCCGGCGCCCGGCUCGGGAAAUCCCCCGCCCAACCGCUGCUGUGAUACGGGUCGCACCAUCUACACGGAUCCGGUCAGCGGCCAGACGAUCUGCUCCUGCCAGUAUGACAUGCUCAGCUACCAGCGACUAGCGGCCGCCGGAGGCGUACCGCUCGGCGUCUAUCCGGAGGGCAUGUCCGCCUACCUCUCCGGCAUUGCAGCGGAUCAGCCGCCGUUCUACGCCAAUCCGGCUGGCAUCGAUUUGAAGGAGAAUCUGGUGGCCGGAGCAACACCCUGGCCAUAUCCAUCGAUGUAUCAUCCGUACGAUGCGGCCUUCGCCGGCUAUCCGUUCAACAGCUACGGCAUGGAUCUGAACGGAGCCAGGAGAAAGAACGCCACCCGCGAGACCACGUCCACACUGAAGGCCUGGCUGAAUGAGCACAAGAAGAACCCCUACCCCACCAAGGGCGAGAAAAUAAUGCUGGCCAUUAUCACCAAGAUGACGCUGACGCAGGUGUCCACGUGGUUCGCCAAUGCGAGAAGAAGACUGAAAAAGGAGAACAAGAUGACCUGGGAGCCAAGGAACCGGGUCGACGACGAUGAUGCCAACAUCGACGACGACGACGACAAGAACACGGAGGACAAUGAUCUGCUAGAUGCCAAGGAUUCGGGUGUGGGCUCCACGGACGACAAGGACCGUUCGGGACGCCUGGGUGACAUGCUGGCGGAUCGGCCGGGAGAGAGCAACAACAGCGAAUGGUCCGAAUCGCGGCCCGGAUCUCCCAAUGGAUCUCCCGAUCUGUACGACAGACCCGGCAGCAUGCCGCCGGGCGCCCAUCCGCUCUUCCACCCCGCCGCACUGCACCACCACUUCCGACCGCCGGCCGGCUCGCCGCCAGACAUCGCCGCCUAUCACCACCACCAGCAACAGUUGCUGCAACAGCACCAGCAGGCGCAGCAGAACUCGCUGCAGACGGCGGUGGGCGGAACGGCGAAGCCCCGCAUCUGGUCCCUGGCCGAUAUGGCCUCCAAGGACAGCAAGGAUUCUAGUUCGGGGGCCAGCAAGGAGAGCCUAGCCGCAGAGCUGCCACCCACGCAUCCCGGAUUCUAUGGACAUCCCGGCCAGCAGCCGUCACCGGGCAAGAUCCUGUCGCCUUUGGCCGCCAGAAUACCCAAUUAUGCUCCCUAUGUGCGCCCGGACUUGUACCGUGGAUUCUAUGGCCCAGCUGCUGCGCAUCUGAGUGCACCGACGCAGGAGUUUCUGGAGCACCAGAGGACCUUCGGCGCCAGUCUGGCGGCCCACAACGGACCGCUCGGAAUGAAUCCGCUCUUGUGGAAAGCGGCUGUGUCCGGAGCGGCCAAUGGCCCUCACUUUGCCCCCCUGAGCUUGACGACAACGGGCAGUGGCGGACCCGGCGGUGUGGCACCGCCUGGUCAGGUGGCCCCGCCCCCAGUGGCCUCGCCCUCCGCCUCCAGCUCAUCCUCGUCCAUGGGCUGCGACGUGGUGCACAUACCAACCACGAGCGGCCAGUCAGCGGCCCAGCACAUGAUGGGCCCAAUCUCCAGCAACUCCACCGCCUCCUCGUCCAGCUCCCACUCCGGCAAAAUCUCGCCCGGGGUGAAUGUGACCUCGCUGAGUGCAAAGCCAUGACAUCCAUCGGCUUCCCCGGACCCGACGGACCAGGCUGAUUCAAUGGCGGCCGCCGCAGCUGCCGCCAACUCCCCUAUUUCCGCCUUCCGUUCGCUGAUCGCCUUCCGGGAGCAGCAGAAGCUGACGCUCCUGCGGCCAUAGUCACUGAAUCCAAUCCGAUUUUGGUUCCGAUUCCCGGGCUUGAAAGGUAUAUAUUUACACUUUCGGACAAUAAUUUACAAUGUGAUUAUUCGGUAUUUUGAUUAACGCCGCUUAUACCAAAUAGCAAGCAAAAAAAAAUUAAACCCGCUGAAACGCAGCGGUUCCUUUGACACGGGUCCCUUCCACUCAAAAAAAAAAAAAAAACAAAUAAAUACAGAGAAAAAAAAAACAAAAAAUACAAGGAAAUAUAUAUACAUGCAUAAACGUAUAUAGAGAAAAAUCGAAAAAGUGUCGAAAAUGAAAAAUCGAAAACCCAAACCGCUGCCCCAGACGUUGUGCAAUUUUGUGGAGAAGAUAAUCCAAAAACCAUUUGAAGAUACGUUAAUUUAAUUACAUACAACUUAUGCAAUCAGAGCUUAUAGGAUGUAAAUUGGAAAGAUAUAGCAGGGGCGACAUCAAUGAAUAACAAAUAACAUACUAUCCGACUAUCCGACCACAAAAAAAAAAAAAACUACAAACGGCAAAACCAUAACAUCCGCUAAAUAAUAGAAGCACAAUUCUUUAACAGCAUUGCGAACAACUUAUAUAGUUCACUAAUUACCCAUUAUUUUCCUAUAAGUUUUGUGUCAUUUUCCAACAUAAUAUUCAGUUAGCGGUCACCGUUAAUCAUAGCCCUAAGCAAGGACCCUUAAACAUAUCAAUUCAAGUUUGUAACCCCCUUAUAUAGACAUCCUUCCGCAGAAUGCCCCAAAACCCAAGCCAAAUGUACACGAGCAAUCAUUGAUUUAGCUGUUAUUGUUUUUAUCGUCUUAAGUUAUCAAUUUGUUCCUGUCGUUUAUAAAUUUAAUUUAUUUUACAUUGUGUGUAUCAUAAUUUGGAGUGUAAUUAUUUCCUAAGCUAGAUUUCCAUGUAUUUGCUGUACUUUAUGCACAAGUUGUAAGUAUAUAAGCUCGCGUAACUGUAGCGCCCUAAGCGUAGUGUAAAUUAGUAAAACUGUAUAUACUUAUAAUUAAAGAACGAUAAUGAGACACAUUAAACAAAAGCCACAAUUAUUGGUAUAA
Messenger RNA from Drosophila bipectinata, 3433 nucleotides. RefSeq names its product iroquois-class homeodomain protein mirror (gene mirr). The record is from RefSeq and is a predicted model, not a curated record. Gene Ontology annotation, cellular component: nucleus. Lineage: Eukaryota; Metazoa; Arthropoda; Insecta; Diptera; Drosophilidae. Gene Ontology annotation, biological process: cell development; regulation of transcription by RNA polymerase II; neuron differentiation. Gene Ontology annotation, molecular function: RNA polymerase II cis-regulatory region sequence-specific DNA binding; DNA-binding transcription factor activity, RNA polymerase II-specific.